This is a messenger RNA of Myotis davidii, 685 nucleotides long. It is a transcript of the gene NDUFB10, whose product is annotated as NADH:ubiquinone oxidoreductase subunit B10. Bases 1 to 564 code for a protein of 187 amino acids. The record is from RefSeq and is a predicted model, not a curated record. NCBI's taxonomy places the organism in Eukaryota, Metazoa, Chordata, Mammalia, Chiroptera, Vespertilionidae. The transcript has 5 exons.
AUGGACCGGCUCCUGGCAGGAAAUGACCAGCACCCGCCCGCCUUAGUGCUGGACGUGUACCCCGAGCCCCCACGCCGCACGCCGGCGCCGGCGCCGCAAACCUCGCUGCCCAACCCCGUCACCUAUCUGACAAAGGCCUUCGACCUCCUCGUGGACCGGCCUGUGACCCUCGUGAGAGAGUUUAUAGAGCAGCAGCAUGCAAAAAACAAGUAUUACUACUACCACCGGGAGUUCCGCCGGGUGCCGGAUAUCACCGACUGCAAGGAAAACGAUGUCUUGUGCAUGUUUGAAGCAGAAAUGCAAUGGAGAAGAGACUACAAAGUUGAUCAAGAAAUUGUCAACAUUAUCCAGGAAAGACUGAAGGCCUGUCAGCAGAGGGAAGGCGAGAGCUACAGGCAGAAUUGUGCUAAGGAGGUGGAGCAGUUCGCACAGGUGGCCAAGGCCUACCAGGACCGUUAUCACGAAUUGGGAGCCCAUUAUUCAGCCAGGAAGUGCCUGGCAAAGCAGAAGCAGAGGAUGCUCGAAGAGAGAAAAGCUGCCAGAGAGGCUGCUGCUGCUCAUUGAGUCCCUCCCACAUGAAUGACCAUCUCUUGCUGAAUAAAAACAGAGACAAAAACCCGUUUCUGGUGUCACUUUCAGCCCUCAACCUUGACUCAUUGAUGAAUAAAAGGCAACUAUUAGCAGG